Plasmopara halstedii is the source of this 480-nucleotide messenger RNA. RefSeq lists its product as uncharacterized. Bases 1 to 480 code for a protein of 159 amino acids. The record is from RefSeq and is a predicted model, not a curated record. Lineage: Eukaryota; Oomycota; Peronosporomycetes; Peronosporales; Peronosporaceae. The transcript has 2 exons.
AUGCGUAAUACACCGGAGCUUCUUGCACCCUCUACAAAGCAGCAUGUAACAUCUUUUCGGACCGUAAGUCAAGUUGCGCGUAAAAGCUCUGAACUUGCCCAGGCCUUAGAGCACCUUGUAUUGAAUUCAGUGCAGCAGCGUCUUGGAGAUGGAUCGGUGAUUGAUAAUCAGACAAGGUGCACGUGCAAUUGCGACGUAAUGUGGGAGCAAAUGGAGGAGAUGACGAUGCAGAUACUGACAUUGCAAAAUCGGGUAUUAGAAUUGUCUAAACAUUCAAUUCCAACGGCAAUUGAGGUGAGCAAAGUCCCGAGUAAUGGGAAUUGGAGUACCAAAGCACCGCCUUUUGUGGAACCUACCGUCGACAUACCAUUGCCGCCUGCUGAGGAGGAACUCGGCGGUGAUGACGUAGAAAUGCAGGAAGUUGAAGCGGAGCCGACAGCUGACGACGUACAGAAGAUCGUCAAGGUUGAUGUCCGGUGA